Messenger RNA from Triplophysa dalaica, 2182 nucleotides. RefSeq names its product syntaxin 5A, like (gene stx5al). Bases 111 to 1151 code for a protein of 346 amino acids. Gene Ontology annotation, biological process: endoplasmic reticulum to Golgi vesicle-mediated transport; intracellular protein transport; vesicle fusion. Gene Ontology annotation, molecular function: SNAP receptor activity; SNARE binding. The transcript is spliced from 11 exons. Gene Ontology annotation, cellular component: SNARE complex; Golgi membrane; endomembrane system. Lineage: Eukaryota; Metazoa; Chordata; Actinopteri; Cypriniformes; Nemacheilidae. The record is from RefSeq and is a predicted model, not a curated record.
AUUUAGGUGAAGACCCGGAUGUCUGCAAUCCGUUCACAGCAAUCAGAAAAACAGACGCAUUCAACCGUGGUGUGUAUGGUACUGUCGCAAGGUGAUGAGUUGUUGCAUAGAUGAACACACGCCGCCGCCACGGUCCUAAAAACAGCCAGGACGGGGUUUACACUGGGCCGUCUCAGACCCAGUCCCAGCUGGUCCAACAGCUGGAAACCCCCCUGGCUGUACCAGCGCCCAUCGCCCCUCCUGCAAACCCAAUCAGCAUGUCCUGCCGAGACCGUACCAGCGAGUUUCAGUCUGUGUGCAAGUCCAUACAGGGAAGACAGAAUGGAGCACAGCCCAUCAAACCCAUCAACAAUGCAGUCAGACAGCGGACUGAAUUCACUCUCAUGGCUAAGCGAAUUGGACGAGACCUCAGCAACACUUUUGCCAAAUUGGAGAAGCUCACAAUUCUUGCCAAAAGGAAGUCCCUGUUUGAUGAUAAAGCGACUGAAAUUGAUGAACUCACUUACAUUGUGAAGCAGGACAUCAACAGUCUGAAUAAGCAGAUCGCUGGGUUGCAGGAAGUUGUUCGAUCCCGGAGCGGACAGAAUGGUAGACAUCUUCAGAAACAUUCCAACACCAUCGUAGUCUCGUUGCAGUCCAAACUGGCGUCGAUGUCAAGUGACUUCAAGUCAGUCCUGGAAGUCAGAACAGAGAACCUGAAGCAGCAGAGAAGCAGACAGGACCAGUUUUCCCAAGCGCCUCCGUCCACCUCUUUCAAUGGCAACAGCUUUAGCAAUUCAGUGCUCAUGCAGGAUGAUUCAAAGAAGAGCGAUAUAUCUAUAGAUAUGGACCUCAACACCAGUCAACAGAUGCAGUUAAUAAAUCAACGGGAUUCAUACAUACAGAACCGUGCAGACACUAUGCAGGAUAUAGAGUCCACUAUUGUGGAGCUUGGUUCUAUAUUUCAGCAGCUGGCUCAUAUGGUGAAAGAGCAAGAAGAGACUGUACAGAGAAUUGACGCCAAUGUAGAGGACACUCAUCUGAACGUGGACCUAGCUCAUUCAGAGAUACUCAAAUAUUUUCAGUCUGUCUCCAACAAUCGCUGGCUCCUCAUCAAGAUUUUCCUCAUCCUCGUUAUCUUUUUCAUUGUUUUUGUGGUUUUCAUGGCCUGACAGCCGCAGGUGUGCCAUGAUCAUCUCUUGAAAAGUGCAGAUUUGAGGAAUUAUCAGUAUUUGAAGAGUAACUCUUGUCGUAGCUCUGAUCUUCUUUCAUUAUUUUUGUAGUGCAUCAUGCUGUAGUGUUUUUAGCAUAUGUUGACUGACUGCUGAGCGCUCUCCUUUAGUUUUUUUUCUGUCCCAUAAAAUUGAGUAAGAUAUGCUGCUUAGAUUUCUUAUUUCAGUAUUGUUCAAUUUACAGUAGGUUAAAGGUCAAAACAUAUAUUCCUAGCUGUAGAAGCUAUUGGAACUAAAUUCCCAAAUUUCAAUUUUCAGAGAUAACUUUCUGAGAGUAACACAUCUUUAACUUACUGCCUUAAAUCUUGCUCAUAGCUUUUAUAGUGAUUCAUUCCUUCAGCAGAGUACACUUCAAAUCAUCCUUCGGUGCUGCAAGAUAACAAUAACAAUGUCUUUCUUUAAAGCUACUAUCUUCUGUUGAAACUGAGUAUCUUGGGUAAAAGGUCCUGCUUUUAGCAGAUUAUGGAUCAUUUAGCCAAAGUGCAUAAAGGUUUGUGAUAAGCAUUAUUUUUGUACACAUCUUUGACUUUUAACCAUAAGACUUUAAAAAGCAUUUCCAGUUAUUCUCUGAUAUUUGAUUAGGGAAGAUUAUGCUGGAGUUUGAAUAUUCAUGGAUGGUUCAGAUGGUGAGGGAUAAACCACCAAGAAGGAAAAUAAGCCCAAGAUUUUAUGUUGAAGAUUUAAGAAGAUUUUAUGUCCGUCUGUGAUUUAUUACAAAAUAAUUGGAAAUCCUUUUUGUUUGACAGGGCUGAAAAAUGGAAUAUUCAUACAUUUUAAUGAGUGACACUAACAUGGCUCUCUGGAAAUACUGUUUUCAACAGCUCAGCAUAAAAUGAUAUUUUUUAAAGAACAUGUCCAUUUAUUUUUAACGUGACAUACUUGUGCUGGGGAAAUGUCCCAACCAAUAAGUCAAUUGUAUACUGUAAAGAAAUUAUUAAUAGAAAUAGAGAAAUAUAAUUUGUUUAAAUGUC